This is a messenger RNA of Caenorhabditis remanei, 480 nucleotides long. RefSeq lists its product as uncharacterized. The coding region runs from base 1 to 480 and encodes 159 amino acids. The record is from RefSeq and is a predicted model, not a curated record. NCBI's taxonomy places the organism in Eukaryota, Metazoa, Nematoda, Chromadorea, Rhabditida, Rhabditidae. The transcript is spliced from 2 exons.
AUGCCAGCAGAUAACACCAAUCAGGCCCAUGUCUUCUCGCGUCAAGUUGCACUUGUUGAAGUGAACGUAUCGAAUAUUCGGGAAAACGUCAGUAAAGUUCCAGGGAAAGUCAUUGAACGCGCAGUUGAAUGUAACAUUGGUAACUGUUGGCCAAGGCCCAUAGUCUAUGAAAUCAUCUCUCAAGUCGUCACAGCCACUGACGAUUAUAGCUUUGGCAGUUCCAUUGAAAGCAAACAGGUAGUCACAUCGUUCAGUAUCCUUGCUCACUUUCACACAUUCUGCAUCAAUAGUGAAACCCGAAAGGAUUGGUUCUGCGGCGACGAGGAUGGGAAGUAUGAGAACUAUUCGGAGAAUCAUUGCAGUUUAUGCAUCCACUGGGUAGAAUACGAGGAAAUGGCUGAAACCAACCACGUCAGUGAUAGGAUAGAAAGAGCGGAGAAAUGGACAAUGUGCAAGUCUGAGAAAUGUUAUUUUUGGUGA